This is a messenger RNA of Suillus clintonianus, 733 nucleotides long. RefSeq lists its product as uncharacterized. The record is from RefSeq and is a predicted model, not a curated record. The transcript is spliced from 5 exons. Bases 33 to 614 code for a protein of 193 amino acids. NCBI's taxonomy places the organism in Eukaryota, Fungi, Basidiomycota, Agaricomycetes, Boletales, Suillaceae.
UGCCAGUACUUGGUAACUCAAAUUCACGGACGAUGGCUAGGAAUCGCCAGAAAACGCAGACUACGCCUGCGCAGAAGCCUUUACUCGAGAUAUCCGAAGACGAGCAGUGGCGCUUGAUACAAGAAGCCGGUGUUCUCAGGAAGAUAACUGAAUCUGACAUACAAAAACCUGGGGAGACUGCAGGCAAUGUCGAACCACUCCCACUUGCGGAGGAGAUCUUCAACGCGGUCGUGUUCAUUAUGCCGUUUACCUUCUUUCUAAUCAUGAUGGACAUCCUCAUACAUCAACAGUACGCACUGCAGCCAACCGUUGGCGAGGUUGCCCGGCGGCUCCUCACAAACUUCCCUAUUUUGUCGAUAUUUGUGUUCUACACCACGCGACACAAGGCUAACCCUCGCACACAAUUCGCUAUGUUCAUACUCUCCCUCGGCGUGGGGCCCCGAAUGAUAUGGCUCAUCAAUCGUGGAUCAUGGCUCGUCAAUAUGCGACAGUGUCCGCAAUUCGCAACAAUAUGGCUGUAUACAGUUGUACAGUUGAACUUGAAUUGGGCCGUUCUUAGCUUAGUGAUGAUAGGAGCUUGGACAUGGUUCACAGGAAUGAAACUCGGUCUGUGAUUCUGUUUCACAUUGACGGACCGCACGAACCAUAGUAAUCGCGCGAAAGGACAGUUAUUUACUAGCAUUGGAUAGAUAGAUUGCAUUAGCUCAACAUGAUAAAUAUUUCACUGAUAAUG